Trachemys scripta elegans is the source of this 6872-nucleotide messenger RNA. It is a transcript of the gene TNRC6B, whose product is annotated as trinucleotide repeat containing adaptor 6B. The coding region runs from base 798 to 6431 and encodes 1877 amino acids. Gene Ontology annotation, biological process: miRNA-mediated post-transcriptional gene silencing; positive regulation of nuclear-transcribed mRNA poly(A) tail shortening. Gene Ontology annotation, molecular function: nucleic acid binding. The transcript has 24 exons. The record is from RefSeq and is a predicted model, not a curated record. Gene Ontology annotation, cellular component: P-body; nucleoplasm. NCBI's taxonomy places the organism in Eukaryota, Metazoa, Chordata, Testudines, Emydidae.
GAUCGAUCGGGUCGCGGGACAAACGCCUAAAUAUCGGGAUGUCUGGUCACCCUUUACUUAUUACUGGGUAGUCUUGCAUUUUUAAAGCCAGAUGGGGCCUUCCUAAAGGGUCACUUCCUCUUGCAGGGGAAUGUGUAUGUGUGAGGGGGAGCAGACAGCAACUGCUGGGGCCAUGUGCCCCAAAGUCUAGUAUAGAAGACUGAAUAUUGUUGGACACUUAAUUUUUGCAUUUCAUGUCUUUUCAUCUGUGGAAGUUUAAUGUUACAUUAACACGAUUAGCUAGUUUAAUUUGUAGCUAGUGCAAAGAAAAUAAUAAUCCAGAUAUGCUUUUCUUUAGUUCUAUCCCCUGAUCUACUGGAUAAAAUCUUGUUCCUGUGUACUACUCUCGCAUGAUAAAUAGAUGAGAAGUAAUGCAGAUGCAAAGAUGCUACAGCAGCAUUACACUAUUGAGGGAAAGCAGUGCAGUGCGAAGUAGUCUUUUAGGUGUAAAAAAGGCUGCUUUCUCUUUAAGAUUGUAGCAUUCCACCCUCCUUUUCCUGAUUGACAGCCUGCCCCGAGUCACGUGACUUGCCUCUAUUUGAAGGUCACAAAAAGCUUCUUCCUUUAGAGAGACAGAGGGGGAGAGAGAGCGCAAGAGGGAGAGAGUGAGUUCAAGCCAAAAUGGCCGACAGAGUCUCUGCUGGUUUCUGAACAUUUAAAAUUGAAAAAACAAAUACAGAAAUCAUUUUGGAUCUCUUUUCAUUUCCAUUUCUACCUUGUAUGCCUCAACUCGCUGGAUUUAAGCACUGCUGCACUUUAUGAGAGAGAAGGAGCAAGAAAGGGAAGAACAGUUAAUGGAAGACAAGAAAAGGAAGAAAGAGGAUAAGAAAAAGAAGGAAUCUACUCAGAAGGUCACAGAUCAAAAAACCAAAGUGCCCGAAGUGACGAAACCAAGUUCAAGCCAGCCAGUGGCCGCCAGCCCAAUUGGCAGCUCUCCAUCGCCACCAGUCAAUGGUGGCAACAAUGCCAAAAGGGUGGCAGUGCCGAACGGACAACCGCCUAGCGCCGCCCGCUACAUGCCUCGGGAGGUGCCGCCGCGAUUCCGUUGCCAGCAGGACCACAAAGUGUUACUGAAACGUGGGCAGCCCCCUCCACCAUCCUGUAUGCUACUUGGGGGUGGGGCAGGGCUUCCUCCCUCUUCAGCACCUGGAGCAAACCCAAACAACGCACAACCAGUGACAGGAGCACUGCUGCAGAGCGACAGUGUGACUGCAACAGGUAAGGAAGGCUUAGCUGAAGAAAGAUCAGAUUCAACAAUUGGAGGUGCUGCUGCUUCAAAUUAUGCAAAUUCCACUUGGGGUUCUGGAGCCGCCUCCAACAACGGCACCAACGCCAACCCAACUCACGUCUGGGACAAGGUGAUUGUAGACGGGUCUGACAUGGAAGAGUGGCCUUGUAUUGCCAGCAAAGACGCUGAGUCUUCUUCCGAAAACACCACCGAUAACAACAGUGCCUCGAACCCUGGCUCAGAGAAGAGCACUGUGCCAGGAAGCACCACUAGUAACAAAGGAAAAGGAAGCCAGUGUCAGUCUGGAAGUGCUGGGAAUGAAUGUAAUCUUGGGGCCUGGAAAUCUGACCCCAAAGCUAAAUCUGUUCAAUCUUCCAACCCUGCUGCAGAGAGUAACAAUGGACUAGGAAAUUGGAGGAAUUUGAGUGGGCAGGACAGAAUAGGCCCUGGUUCUGGCUUCAGCAACUUUAACCCAAAAAGCAACCCAUCUGCCUGGCCAGCACUGGUUCAAGAGGGCAAUUCUAGGAAAGGGAUUUUAGAGUCUGAUAAUGGUAACGCCAAUGCACAGAUUAGCACAGUAGGUCAGACCUCUAGGGAACAGCAGUCAAAGAUGGAAAACGCGGGUGUUAACUUUGUUGUCUCUGGCAGAGAACAGGCUCAAAUACAUAACACUGAUGGACCAAAAAAUGGAAACACUAACUCCUUGAACUUAAGUUCGCCAAACCCUAUGGAGAAUAAGGGAAUGCCCUUUGAAAUGGGCUUGGGGAACCCCUCCAGAAGCACUGACACCCCUUCACAAAGCACUGGAGAAAGAAAGACUGGGAGUGUUGGAUCUUGGGGUACAUCUAGGGGGCCUUCUGGAACUGACACAGCCGCUGGACAAAGCAAUUCUGGAAACCAUGGGAACAAUGGAAAGGAUAGAGAGGACUCCUGGAAAGGAGCUUCUGUUCAAAAACCUAAUGGGUCAAGAAAUGAUUCUUGGGAUAACAACAACAGGUCUAUGGGUGGUGGGUCUUGGAACUUUGGCCCUCAGCACUCAAAUGAAAAUAAAUGGGGUGAAGGGAACAAAUUGACAUCUGGGGUCUCUCAGGGAGAAUGGAAACAGCCGUCUGGGUCUGAUGAACUGAAGAUUGGAGAAUGGAGUGGUCCAAACCAACCAAAUUCUAGCACUGGAGCAUGGGACAAUCAAAAGGGCCACCCCCUUCCUGAAAACCAAGGCAAUUCCCAGGCUCCCUGUUGGGGAAGAUCUUCCAGCUCUACAGGAAGUGAGGUUGGAGGUCAAAGCACUGGAAGCAACCACAAAGCAGGAAGUAGUGACAGUCACAAUUCUGGACGCCGGUCAUACAGGCCUACGCAUCCUGAUUGCCAGGCAGUCUUGCAGACUUUGCUGAGCAGGACUGAUUUGGACCCCCGUGUGCUUUCAAACACUGGCUGGGGCCAAACUCAAAUUAAGCAAGAUACAGUUUGGGAUAUUGAGGAGAUGCCAAGGCCCGAGGGGAAAUCUGAUAAAGGAACUGAGGGGUGGGAGAGCUCUGCCACACAGACAAAGAACUCAGGGGGCUGGGGAGAUGCACCCAGCCAAAGCAAUCAAAACAAGUCUGGAUGGGGUGAGCUCUCAACCCCCACAGAGUGGAAGGACCCCAAAAACACAGGAGGAUGGAAUGACUAUAAGAACAACAAUUCUUCUAGCUGGGGAGGAGUAAGACCAGAAGAAAAGACCUCUUCCUCUUGGAAUGACAAUUCCAACAAAGAUCAAGGGUGGGGUGGACGGCAACCUAAUCAAGGAUGGUCUUCAGGAAAGAACGGUUGGGGAGAGGAAGUUGACCAAACAAAAAACAGUAAUUGGGAAGGUGCAGGAAACAAACCAGUGUCGGGUUGGGGUGAAGGUGGGCAAAAUGAGAUUGGGACUUGGGGUAAUGGGGCAAAUGCAAAUACCGCUUCAAAGGGCGGAUGGGAUGAUUGUAAAAGAACGCCAGCAUGGAAUGAGACUGGUCGACAGCCCAAUUCCUGGAAUAAGCAGCACCAGCAGCAGCAGGAGGCUUCUGGCUCCUGGGGUCCACCACCUCCAGGUAAUGGGCGACCUCCAAAUCCAAACUGGAACAGUGGGCCACAGCCAGCUGCCCCCAAGGAUGAGGAACCCAGUGGCUGGGAAGAACCUUCUCCACAAUCGAUCAGUCGGAAAAUGGAUAUUGAUGAUGGCACUUCAGCAUGGGGAGACCCUAGCAGUUAUAACUACAAGAAUGUGAACCUGUGGGACAAGAACUCGCAAGGGGGACAGGCUCCACGAGAACAAAGCCUGCCUACUCCAAUGACUAGCAAAUCAACAGCAUCAGUCUGGAGCAAAAGCACACCACCUGCUCCAGAUAAUGGUACAUCUGCCUGGGGUGAGCCAAAUGAAACCAGUCCCGGGUGGGGUGAAGUAGAUGAUACAGGAGCAUCGACAACAGGCUGGGGGAAUGCACCCUCCAACGCCCCGAAUACCAUGAAACCUAGUUCCAAAUCUAUGCAAGAUGGCUGGGCGGAGAAUGAUGGGCCAGUAGCAGGAACACGUCAUUCAAGCUGGGAAGAGGAGGAGGAAGGAGGAGUCUGGAACACAGCAGGCUCUCAAGGAAGCAGUUCCUCCCACAACUCAACAAGCUGGGGGCAAGGAGGAAAGAAACCACAAAUUAAGUGUUCAUUAAAAGGAGGAAAUAGUGAUUCAUGGAUGAACCCUUUAUCCAAACAGUUUUCAAACAUGGGAUUGCUAAGUCAAACUGAGGACACUCAAGGCAGUAAGAUGGACAUGUCUGUAGGUGGUCUCCCAGAUAAGAAAUUUGAGGUGGACAAACGAGCCAUGAACCUCGGGGAUUUUAAUGAUAUAAUGAGAAAAGAUCGAUCUGGGUUCCGUCCACCUAAUUCCAAAGACAUGGGAACCACAGAUAGUGGGCCUUAUUUUGAGAAGCUGACUUUGCCUUUCUCCAAUCAAGACGGGUGCCUUGGGGAUGAGGCUCCCUGCUCUCCCUUCUCCCCUUCUCCCAGCUACAAGCUGUCUCCCUCUGGUUCCACACUACCCAACGUCAGCCUUGGGGCAAUCGGCUCAGGGCUCAACCCCCAAAACUUCGCUGCUAGACAAGCUGGCAAUCAUGGUUUAUUUGGAAACAGCACAGCACAAUCGAGGGGCAUGCACACACCAGUGCAGCCACUAAACCCUUCCCCCAAUAUCCGGGCACAAGUGCCUCCCCAGUUUCUUUCCCCCCAGGUUUCUGCCUCCGUGCUCAAGCAGUUUCCCAACGGUGGCUUGAACCCAGGUCUUUUCAAUAUAUCUCCUCAACAGAUUGCUAUGCUGAGUCAGCUUCCAAAUAUUCCUCAGUUUCAACUAGCAUGUCAGCUUCUUCUUCAGCAGCAGCAGCAGCAGCAGCAGCAGCAGCAACAGCUGUUACAGAACCAGAGAAAGAUUUCUCAAGCUGUACGACAGCAGCAAGAGCAACAGCUUGCUCGUAUGGUGAGUGCCCUCCAGCAGCAGCAAAGGCAGCCUGGCAUGAAGCAUUCUCCAUCCCAUCCAGUUGGGCCUAAGUCACAUUUAGACAGCAUGGUACCCAAUGCUCUGAAUGUGGGUCUCUCAGAUAUACAGACCAAAGGGCAAAUACCUGGAUAUGGUUCUGGCUUUGGUUCAAGUGGCAUGGAUUAUGGCAUGGUGGGAGGGAAAGAAGCUGGAUCAGAAUCUCGCUUUAAACAGUGGACUUCUAUGAUGGAAGGGCUGCCCUCCGUAGCUUCACAAGAUGCCAAUAUGCACAAAAAUGGCGCAAUAGUGCCCCCUGGAAAAGCCCGUGGAGGAUCGCCCUACAACCAAUUUGACAUAAUCCCAGGCGACCCGCUGGGUGGCCAUGCAGGCCCUGCUGGCGAUAGUUGGUUACCUGCCAAAUCUCCACCAACGAACAAGAUCGGAAGCAAAUCCAGCAAUGCUAGCUGGCCUCCAGAGUUCCAGCCGGGAGUGCCAUGGAAAGGUAUUCAAAACAUUGACCCUGAAUCUGACCCCUAUGUGACCCCUGGAAGUGUGCUGGGGGGUACAGCCACCUCUCCCAUUGUAGAUACUGACCACCAACUUCUGCGGGACAACACCACAGGGUCUAAUUCUUCCCUCAACACCUCGCUGCCUUCACCUGGUGCCUGGCCCUACAGUGCCUCUGACAAUUCCUUCACCAAUGUUCAUAGCACUUCAGACCCCUGGACUCCAAGCACUAUGGAAGCAAAAUUCAAUGAUUACAAAUCAACAUGGUCCCCAGAUCCCAUAGGACACAAUCCCACUCAUCUCUCCAACAAGAUGUGGAAAAACCAUAUUUCCUCAAGGAACACUACAGGGCUGCCCCGCCCACCACCUGGCCUGACCAACCCCAAACCAUCAUCUCCCUGGAGCAGCACAGCACCCCGAUCGGUCAGGGGGUGGGGGGCACAGGACUCAAGGCUUGCCUCUGGUGAGAAGGAUCUCCUGAUAGCAUCAUUGCUCGGCCGUGAGGGGUGUGUGUUAUACAACGCUAAUGGUGUGGAUAUGAUGCGGCCUUCACAAGAGAGGAAGUUGCGGUUGCCUGCCUCUACCUGGAGUGAUGGUGGCUCAGUUCGUCCUAGCUACUGGCUGGUUCUUCACAAUCUCACUCCACAGAUCGAUGGGUCAACCUUGAGGACGAUCUGCAUGCAGCAUGGCCCACUGCUGACAUUCCAUCUGAACCUGACUCAGGGCACCGCCCUAAUCCGAUACAACACCAAACAGGAGGCGGCCAAGGCCCAGACUGCACUGCACAUGUGCGUGUUGGGAAACACUACCAUCCUGGCUGAGUUUGCCACAGAUGAGGAGGUUAGUCGCUUUCUGGCACAAGCUCAGCCCCCGACACCUGCAGCAACCCCAAGUGCACCCGCAGCAGGCUGGCAAUCCCUGGAGACAGGACAGAACCAGACAGAUGCAGUUGGACCUCCUUUGAAUCUUUUUGGUGGGUCAGCAGGGCUUGGGCAGUGGAGCAGCAGUGGUGGCAGCAGCAGUGGGGGCGAUCUCUCUGGCGCUUCAUUGUGGGGGCCCCCAAACUAUUCUUCAAGCUUGUGGGGGGUCCCAAGUGUAGAGGAUCCCCACAGAAUGGGCAGCCCUGCUCCCUUACUACCUGGAGACCUUCUGGGAGGAGGGUCGGAUUCAAUCUGAACUUAGAACUUUCAACUCUGACCUCGUGACCUUUUUUGGAACAGCAGCAGCACUAACUUGACCUUUUCGUUUUUUUUCAACUUGCAAUAAAUACAUUUUUAAAAGGAAAAAAGAAAACGGAGAGAGAAAAAAGGUGGGUCAUUGACAGACUGUCUGAGCACAUAGUUGCCUCCCUUAUGUAACUUCAGUUUUUUCGUUUGGAAUAUGAAUCCAAAAAGAGAACAUAUCACUCUUGAAAUACUUGAAUCAUGAACGCCAACUUAGAAAGACAAUGUGAAGCAAGUACACAUACCAUUUAAAUUUAAACACAAAAAAUUAAAAAAAUUAGUUUCUAGUUUUUCACUUUUUCAUGUUAUACGGAAGUUGUUGCUAAGAAACAUAUAUACUGAAAAAAUAGCUUUUUAACUUUGUUUGCACUGGGUGUGUUUCCGUCCUUAGGUC